GGGCGUAGGAAUCUUGUGAUACGUGCGUCAGCUGUCACGGGGGAGAGAGCUAGUUGACGCACGCGCUUGUGUCUCCAUGCAAGCUGGCGAGUUGUUUAGACACGAAAUAGUCUGCAAUUCUACUCGCAGGAAAGAAAGAGGUAUCGACUUGUUACAAAACAGUGUAAAUAUCAAACUGGACCAAGCGGAUUCUGUGACCGGUUCCAGCAGGAAAGGGGCUGUGUACCGCUGCAGAAGGUGUAGGGUUUAGUUAUAACGUAUUUGUUGUAGGUCAGGUGGUUGUGCCGAAGAGAGAAUAGCAGGUUUCUCGGAUGGAAGCUGGCUAGGGCUAGUCUAUUUCUUGUCAAUUAGUUAACUAGCUAGUUUUACCUCGUCAAACACAUGACAGAUUGUCAGUAGUUGCUGCAUAGCAAAACAUAGCUAGGCCGAGUCGGCCGGUUAGCUACCAAGCUAAUGACAAGAUAACUUGCUCAAUAGUUAUGUCGAGCAGUUUUACAAAUAAAACGUCUUUGCUAAGCAGCUCUCCACAGAGCCCUGAGAAUAGGUUUUCAUCUGUCGGCAACAACAACAGAGACUGGGACUUGGAAAAAGAUGUAUUUGUAUGCUGCUAUGAAGAGCCUAUUGGCGAAACAAUGCUGGCGGGGAUGCACUCGGUUCAGCCAGGUCUGGACAGGCACAUGCCGCUGCUGCGAGGCCGCCACCGUGUUCCUCCGGACUGUAUGAUACUGGGCCUAGAGAAACCUUACCCCGGCUGUCACAACAACCGGAGACCUCCCGCAGCCUACAUAGACACCGGUCCUCUCGACUUCAGUGAAAAUGACCGGAACGCCACCCCGGUGUUGGAAAGCAGAAAGAGGACUCGGAGCAGUAGUUCAAGGAACCGGUAUAACGAGGUUGUCACAGAAUUGGGACCCGAAGAAGUGCGUUGGUUUUACAAAGAGGACAAAAAAACGUGGAAGCCUUUCAUUGGACACGACUCUUUGAAAGUUGAGGUCAUGUUCCGUAAAUUCUGCGAACUGAACCCUGGAACGACCAAGCGCCAGGGUUCUUUGGGAAUGGAUGAAGCGUAUGAGGAAGAUAAUGCAAGCGGGGUGGAAGCGGCAACUGGGGGGUCGAACGGAGUCGAGCGAGCUGGACCAGUGCCGGAGCCGAGAACUAGGGUGAAUAGGGACAGGGGUUCGAUGGAGAGAACUGACUCCUCAGACGAAAGAGACCUUGAUUCAAUUAACAUCAACGUAGAGGCUGUAUGUGUCAGGGGUGGGCUGUAUGAGGUGGAUGUUAAAGACAGAGAAUGCUAUCCUGUGUAUUGGAAUCAGCAGGAGAGCAUUCCUGUCAUGAGGGGCCAGUGGUUCAUCGACGGCACCUGGCUCCCAUUGGAGGAGGAUGAGAGUGACAUCAUCGAGGUGGAGCACUUGACCCGUUUCCUUGGGCAGCAAAUGCAGGACAGCUUCGACUCUGACUCUGUGGUGGCCAAAACAGUCGACAGCAAAGAUGCUGUCCACAGUUUGAAAUUGAGUCGGACCCACGUGGACUGGCACAGUGUGGACGAGGUCUACCUCUACAGCGAUGCCACCACCUCCAAGAUCGCCCGCACUGUCACCCAGAAACUGGGCUUCUCCAAAGCCUCCAGCAGUGGUACACGGCUCCACCGGGGCUAUGUGGAGGAGGCCUCCUUGGAGGACAAGCCCCCCCAGACCACACACAUCGUCUUUGUGGUUCACGGCAUUGGACAGAAGAUGGACACAGGACGCAUUAUCAAGAACACUGGCAUGCUAAGGGAGGCAGUAAGGAAGAUGGAGGAGAAGCACUUUUCGGAGCACACAGAGGAGCACGUGGAGUUUCUGCCUGUAGAGUGGCGCUCCAAACUGGCACUGGAUGGGGAUACAGUGGACUCCAUCACCCCAGAUAAGGUGCGAGGACUGAGAGACCUGCUCAACAGCAGUGCCAUGGACAUCAUGUACUACACCAGCCCCUUGUACAGGGACGAGAUCACCAAGGGCCUGACGUCAGAGCUGAACCGCCUCUACACCCUGUUCUGCUCCAGGAACCCAGAGUUUGAGGAGAAGGGGGGCAAGGUGUCCAUCGUGUCUCACUCCCUGGGCUGCGUGAUCACCUUUGACAUCAUGACAGGCUGGGACCCGGUGAAGUUCUGUCUGCAGGAGCAUCAGGAGCUGGAGGAGGAGCUGGACCUGAGAUGGGUCUCCUAUGAGGAGAAAUGCCUGCUGGAGCAGCUGCAGCUCACCAGGAACAGGUUACGAGAGCUGGAGGAUCAGCUUCAAGGCCUGGAGGCCUCCAAACCGCUAGCACUCCCUGCUCUUAAAUUUAAGGUGGAGAACUUCUUCUGUAUGGGCUCUCCCCUGGCAGUGUUCCUGGCCCUGAGAGGGAUUAGACCAGGGAACAGUGGCGAACAGGACCACAUUCUGCCUCGCGCCAUCUGCCAGAGGCUAUUCAACAUCUUCCACCCCACGGACCCCGUGGCCUACAGACUGGAGCCCCUCAUCCUUAAACAUUACAGCAACAUUGCACCUGCACAGAUACACUGGUGUAGUGCUAUAGACCCCACGCCGUACGAUGAGAUCCGUCCCACCUUCAUCAACCCGCAGAAGGACCCGACGUCGGACACAGAGAGCAUCCCCAGCCCCUCCACCUCCCCUGUUCUGGCCAGGAAAUACUAUGGAGAGUCUAUCGCCAGCAUGGGCAAGGCCAGCAUACUAGGAGCGGCCAGUAUUGGUAACAGUAUAGGGAAGGGAAUAGGAGGGAUCCUGUUCUCUCGGUUCUCUCGCUCUGCGCCCUCCGGAGUGUCCUGUGCCAUCGAGGCCGGGACUCCAGAGGGGGAGGAGCCGAAGAGGACCGUCGAUAGCCAAUCAGAUUACGGCCUCUCGUCGACCUUGUCCCAGUCCCCCUCCACACUCAUAGACCCCUCAGUGGAAAUGGAGCGCCGCAUCGACUUUGAACUCCGUGAGGGCCUUGUGGAGAGCCGCUAUUGGUCAGCGGUGACCUCUCAUACAGCCUAUUGGGUCUCACACGAUAUUGCGCUCUUCCUACUGACGUUCAUAUACAAGCAGGCCAACGUGCCGCCACCCACAGACAGUCCUGACCCAGAGUAAACACACAGAGCGACUCCACCAUGUCCACACUCACACAUAGCAUCUUUAUCACCCUUUGUUACUCCAUUCUCUCUAACUAGUUUUAUACUGACACACUUCUACUAACACACAGACCUCCUUUCGUACUGUUUAGGAUGGAUACACAUUCACACGGGUGACACAUUGGAUUAUGGCCCCCUAAGGGGGGCAGCCUGCCUGUCACUGUGAUGACCAGUCCCAAUGCAUGCUCUGUGAAAGCAUGGGAGCAUAGUAGGAUCCUCCAUCUAUCCUUCCAGUCGCCAACGAGUAUGUCAGAGAUUUCAUUGCACGCUACCGAAGGGGUCUCCUCUUCCUCUUAAGAUCACAGUCUCUGUCUGAAACCGCUGCCCUCUCGGAUGUACCAAUCUCCAACUCCCCCCAUGUGUAGCAGGCAUGGUUCAGCCAUAGUUCAGCCCAACCCAAAGCUCUACUCUCCUCCACAGACUCUUCAUGGAGCUGUGGGAUGCACAAGCCAGCUUGGACCCCUCAGUAACCUCCCUUAUCCACACUGGUCUGUAUCUUCUUACCCUGAGUUACGUUUCCAUCGACAAGAACCUGGGCUGGAUACUGGGACCCUCAAAUAAUGGAAAGACUUAUGAAGGAAAUUAAGUUUGUGUUACUUUGUCUCAAAACGUAUGUUACUGUCUGAGUGAACUCAAUGCAACUUUCAAAGGGGUCUAAAUGUUAUUUCUAUAAUAGAAUGUUAAUAUAUUUCACUAAGAAAAUAAUACUACAGUUUGUUUUUCCUUUAUUUGUUUUGGAAAUGUAAAAAAAGUUGGAGACGAACUCGUCUCGCUGUACUGA
Molecule: messenger RNA, 3929 nt
Organism: Salvelinus namaycush (lake trout)
Lineage: Eukaryota; Metazoa; Chordata; Actinopteri; Salmoniformes; Salmonidae
Gene: ddhd1a
Product: DDHD domain containing 1a
Exons: 13
Coding region: 480-3107 (875 amino acids)
Cellular component (GO): cytoplasm
Molecular function (GO): metal ion binding; glycerophospholipase activity
Source: RefSeq, a predicted model, not a curated record